This is a messenger RNA of Raphanus sativus (radish), 574 nucleotides long. Its product is annotated as putative F-box protein At4g22660. The record is from RefSeq and is a predicted model, not a curated record. The transcript has a single exon. The annotation marks the transcript as partial. NCBI's taxonomy places the organism in Eukaryota, Viridiplantae, Streptophyta, Magnoliopsida, Brassicales, Brassicaceae.
CUUUACUUCUUAAGCUUAUUUGGUCAGUUCAGAAUCUUCGAAUUUUCCUCCCGAGAAUUUCCACAAGAAACCUUUCAGUGUGGGGUUGCUGUGGAAAGAUUUCGGUUAGGUAUCCAACUUCGUCAACGAAGUAAUUCCUGGAGCAUUGUUGCUACAAAACUUGUUGUCACAGCAACAGGGGAAGUCCUCAAGGUUGAGAAACUGUGGAAAUCGAGGUCUGAAACCUGGUCCUUCCGGGUUUUCAAAUUCUAUUCAUCAGGAUUCCUGAAGAAACAUAAUCGGAUUUAUUCUUUGGGCGACGAGUCAAUGCUUUUGGAUCAAGGCAUCACAGUUCUCGCCAAUGACACUGAUGGAUUCAUUAAAAAUUCCGUCUACUUCAGUGAUACUCAUGGAAAGGACGUACAUGGCAUCUUUCUUUUUAAUCUCGAGACACAGAAAACAGAGCUGUUGCACAAAUAUGACUGUUCUUCAGUUCAAUUCUCUAGAGCUAGAUGGUUCUUACCAAGCUUUAGGCAAGCGUGACUGAUCUUUGCUAUGUUCUACUCUUCAAUAAUAUGUUUUCUUAUAUGUUUUU